Molecule: messenger RNA, 1854 nt
Organism: Macrosiphum euphorbiae (potato aphid)
Lineage: Eukaryota; Metazoa; Arthropoda; Insecta; Hemiptera; Aphididae
Source: the annotation of a GenBank genome assembly
AUGGAUACCAAGACGUCCGCCUAUCAUCUAACCCAUCACCACCAUCAUUUACACCAGCAGACGAAGAAACAAACUUCAGCCGCAGCAGUCAUCGUCCGGUCUCGUCCAGUGCAGUUCGCACAAACGUUGGCCAGGGUUUUUCGUAUCGGGCGCAAGGAGAAGAUAUCAAAAAAAGCCGCCAACAAGAUAGCAGCAGCUAAAUCGUCCUCCACCGCCGCGUUCCACCACCAAUCGCAGCAACAAAUCGUCGUCAUGCCGCCACCUCCGACUAUGCAGACGGCCACACCACCGCCACCAUCAACUCAGGCCACCCAGACGUCCCAGGUGGUGCAAGUCAACGGCGGUGGUCAGUCUUUGACCGCCGACAAGAUCGUCAACAUGAUGCCAGUGACGAAACGCAAUCCAAAGGAUUACAUUUUCGGAAAGGUCAUUGGCGAGGGCAGUUACUCGACUGUGUAUUUGGCCAAAGACAUACAUACAAAUCGCGAACAUGCAAUUAAAGUCUGCGAAAAACAACAAAUCAUCAGGGAAAAGAAACGCGAACAAGUACGUCGUGAAAAGGACGCUCUUAACAUUCUCAGCAAUUCAGGAUCCAGUCUUUUCGUCAAGCUGUACUGCACGUUCCAAGACACCGAACGACUCUAUUUUGUUAUGUCAUACGCAAAAAACGGUGACUUGCUACCGUACAUAAAUAAAGUGGGCUCGUUCGACGCUGCCUGCACUCGAUUUUACUCGGGCGAAAUCCUCCGCGCCCUGGAGCACCUACACGAUCUAAACAUUAUGCAUAGGGACCUGAAGCCGGAAAACAUACUGCUUGACCACAAUAUGCACAUCAAGGUGGCCGAUUUCGGGUGUUCGAAAAUACUCGAACAGCCCGAAGCUGUGGACAACACAACUAUUUUGGACGAAAACAAUCCCCGGCAGCGGACCAACAGUUUUGUCGGAACUGCCCAAUACGUCAGUCCCGAACUGUUGACCGAGAAAACGAUUUCGCCAAGUUCUGAUCUUUGGGCCCUCGGCUGUAUUAUCUAUCAAAUGAUUGCCGGUUUACCUCCCUUUCGAUCUAGGAGUGAAUACAUGUUGUUCAAGAAAAUUCUGAACCUCGACUAUGUGUAUCCGGACGGAUUCAAUGCAGAUGCCAAAGAUCUGGUUCAGAAACUUUUGGUGCUUGAUCCAAACGAACGCCUGGGCACCAUGGAUGACCAACGGUACACUUCAAUCCGCUCACACCCGUUCUACAAUGGCUUGGAUUUUGACACGCUGCAUGUAACAAAUCCACCACCUAUAUACCCUUACCUACCUGGAAAUAGCGAAGGCCAAGAGCUUCGUAGUCAAUACCGAGUUCCUGAUCAUUUGGAACCGGGCCUGGACGACAAACAACUCACCCGGUUACUAGGUCUGGAUGGCCAAAGCAGUUCCACGACCACCCCAGCACCUGUACCUAGACCGCGCAAACGAUCCGGCAUUCUUCAUAUGAAUGACGAAGAGAAGCAACACCAACUGAACCAGCAAAAAUGUAACAGUAAAUGGCAUGGUUUAGUAGAGGGAAAUCUGAUUGUCAAACAAGGAUUGGUCGACAAGCGAAAAGGUCUUUUUGCCAGAAGACGUAUGUUGAUGUUAACGAUGGGUCCACAUUUGUAUUAUGCCGAUCCAGUAUCUAUGACUUUAAAAGGAGAAAUACCUUGGAGUCCACAAUUGCGUGUGGAACCUAAAAAUUUCAGGAUAUUUUUUGUUCAUACGCCCAACAGGACUUAUUACCUAGAAGAUCCCGAAGGUUUUGCUUUGGAAUGGUGUAAAGCAAUUGAAGAAAUGAGAGUUAACACGUACGGUGUAUCUCCUACGACGUGCACAUAA